This is a messenger RNA of Cotesia glomerata, 634 nucleotides long. RefSeq lists its product as uncharacterized. Gene Ontology annotation, molecular function: DNA binding. The transcript is spliced from 2 exons. The record is from RefSeq and is a predicted model, not a curated record. Bases 119 to 634 code for a protein of 171 amino acids. Lineage: Eukaryota; Metazoa; Arthropoda; Insecta; Hymenoptera; Braconidae.
UAUUAAUGAUUCUCAAAUGUUUUUUAUUAACGAUUUCGCUCAGUCGUAAACAUUAUUCUGGUGUGAAAUAUUUUCUGAACAUUAUUUAAUUUAACAACAAUCUUAUUCCGUAAUAAAUAUGGACAGUGAUUACAGUGAUUUAGACGAUGAUUAUAAUGAUUUUGUUCCUGACGAGAUAAAAGAAAAGGCGAAGAAUAUAGCUUUACAAUCAAUGCCAACAAAAUCUAGACGAAUGUAUGUGGCAACUUAUAAUGCUUUUAAAGCAUGGCGUAAAGAAAAUGUUAAAUCAAAUUCUUUUGCUGAAGAUGUAAUUGUAGUCUACUUUGAUAAUCUUUCUCAAAAAUAUGCCCCUCCCAGUUUAUGGGCUUUUCAUUCGAUGUUGAAAACUACUAUCAAAGCAUUUGAUGAUGUUGAUAUUGGUAAUUACAAAAAAGUAACGUUUUUUUUGAAGAAACAAAUGUGUAAAUACGUUGCUAAAAAAUCUGAAGUUUUUACAAAAGAAAAUAUCGAAAAAUUUCUAAAUGAAGCCCCUGAUAAUAAAUAUCUUGCUACAAAGGUUUGUUUAAUAUUAGGAAUUUCUGGUGCUUUAAGAAGAAGUGAAUUCAUGAACAUGAAACUGGCCCCAAACCUGUAA